ACAUAGCCUAAAAACAUAACAAAUAUUAUUUGCCUUUUUUACAGGGAGUUUCUCCAAUAAAAAUAUAAAGGGGCUUCAUAAUAAAUAUACAAUGAAUUAUACAUACAAUGGAAUAUUGAUUGUCACCUAAAAUCAAAAUCUAAUCAUCAAAAUACCUUAAGAUAUACUUUUGUAUAAGAUAAAUCAUGGCUAAUAUCAUCAACAGAGGUUUUGGAAACUCCAAUAUCAGAAAGUAUUUGAAGGCUUCAGUUGGAGUUUUUGAUAGGUUCCUUUAUUUCAGUCAAGAUUCUAACUAUAAAGAAUAUAAAACUAUCAGGCAACUUCUAUUUCAAAAGAAACUUUUGAAUGGACCAUAUUUAAAAUCUUUCUUCAAAAAUGAAGUGUUGGGACCAAAUUGGACAUCUGAUACUAAUAGUUCUGUACCUUAUUUGGAUCCUAAUAUUCUCAAUGGAAGAGGCCGGAAAGUUUACUUCGAGGUAUAUGGAUGCCAAAUGAAUGUGAAUGAUACUGAAGUAAUAUGGUCUAUCUUGAAGGAUUACAGCUAUAAUAAAACAAAUGACAUUAAUGAAGCUGAUGUAAUUUUUUUAGUAACUUGCUCAAUUAGGGAAAGUGCAGAGGAUAAAAUAUGGAAUAAAUUGAAUAGCUUGAAAGGAUUGAGAAGAAAUAGAUCGAAAAGUCAACCACCUCUAAAAAUUGGUAUUAUAGGGUGUAUGGCGGAAAGAUUGAAAGAAACAGUUCUGGAAAAGGAUCAAAUGGUAGAUUUGGUAGUUGGGCCUGAUGCUUAUCGGGAUAUACCUAAAUUAUUGGCUCUUACUAAUAGUGGCCAGAGAUCUAUCAAUGUAUUGCUUUCCUUGGAUGAAACUUAUGCUGAUAUAAUGCCAGUUAGAUUGAAUGAAAAUUCAAUUUCAGCAUAUAUAUCUAUAAUGAGGGGUUGCGACAAUAUGUGUACUUACUGUAUAGUACCAUGGACCAGAGGAAGGGAAAGAUCUAGACCUGUCUCUUCAAUUCUAAAAGAAGUAGAGCAUCUUAUUAGUCAGGGUGUAAAAGAUAUAACACUUUUAGGACAAAAUGUGAACAGCUAUAGAGACGUAAGUGAAAGUGAUAAAGCAGUAUCUCUUAUUCCUGCACCUACACAGCUAACAAAAGGAUUCAAAACAGUUUAUAAACCUAAAGUUGGGGGUCUAAGGUUUUCCCAUCUCAUUGAAAAAGUAGCCAAAAUAGAUCCAGAAGUGAGAAUAAGAUUUACCUCUCCUCAUCCAAAAGAUUUUCCGGAUGAUUUACUUUAUGUUAUCAAAGACAAUCCGAACAUUUGUAAAAACCUUCAUUUACCUGCUCAAUCUGGAAAUUCUAAAGUCCUUGAGAGAAUGAGAAGAGGCUAUACCAGAGAAGCUUACCUUGACCUCAUAGAUAAUGUUAGAGAUAUUCUACCAAAUGUAGCCAUAUCUUCAGAUUUCAUAUGCGGUUUUUGCGGAGAAACAGAUUCUGAAUUUAAAGAUACAUUGUCUUUAAUCGAAACGGUUCAAUAUAAUUCUGCUUUUCUCUUUAUGUAUAGCAUGAGAGAGAAAACUACAGCUCAUAGAAGAUAUAAAGACGAUAUCCCUAACAAUGUGAAACACAGACGGUUAACAGAAAUGAUAGAAAGUUAUAGAAAUAAUGUACACAAAAUAAAUCAUGCACAAAUUGGACAAAUACAGUUAGUGUUAAUUGAAGGCUUCAGCAAGAGAAGUGAUGCUAAUUUGGUUGGUCGGAAUGACCAAAAUAUCAAGGUCAUUAUUCCUGGAUUAGAUCUUAUUCCAUCCAAAAGCGAAACGGAAGAUAGUAGAUUAUUGAAACCAGGGGAUUACGUAGCUGUGCAUAUUAACGAUGCAAAUUCUCAAAUUUUGAAAGGAAUACCUUUGUACAGAACAUCAUUAAUGGACUUUUGGUAUUCUCAAAAUGGUGAAGAGAGAAUAAAUUUUACGAGAGUUCAUAGAGAGAAAUAAAUCCUCAUUGUUAUCUGUUA
This is a messenger RNA of Harmonia axyridis, 2002 nucleotides long. Its product is annotated as CDK5RAP1-like protein. The transcript has 6 exons. The record is from RefSeq and is a predicted model, not a curated record. Gene Ontology annotation, cellular component: cytosol; mitochondrion. Gene Ontology annotation, biological process: tRNA modification; negative regulation of cyclin-dependent protein serine/threonine kinase activity. Gene Ontology annotation, molecular function: tRNA-2-methylthio-N(6)-dimethylallyladenosine(37) synthase activity; 4 iron, 4 sulfur cluster binding. NCBI's taxonomy places the organism in Eukaryota, Metazoa, Arthropoda, Insecta, Coleoptera, Coccinellidae. The coding region runs from base 186 to 1982 and encodes 598 amino acids.